Molecule: messenger RNA, 743 nt
Organism: Cucurbita moschata (crookneck pumpkin)
Lineage: Eukaryota; Viridiplantae; Streptophyta; Magnoliopsida; Cucurbitales; Cucurbitaceae
Exons: 6
Coding region: 130-639 (169 amino acids)
Source: RefSeq, a predicted model, not a curated record
UUUGGAUCUUUUCAGAGGGAUGCACAAUCAGGGAGCUCAGCUAAACAUGGUGGGAUUCUUGAAGUGCUUCUUGUCAAUGCCAGAGACAUCAAACACACCAAUCUGUUUGGUUCCCGGGCAUAUUAUGUGAUGGUAGAAUGUGGAAAUCAUGAACACAGAACAAAAGUAUCAUCAGGGCUUUCACUAUGUUCUGUGGACACAGGUAAACAUGAGAAGGUUUGUUGGAAUGAGAAGUUUUCAUUUGAACUCCCUUCAUCUGAUUGGAAGAACAUAACUCAUAUCAAAUUCAGAAUCAUGCAAACAAAAUUUCUGAGCAAUGAAUCUGUUGGUACAAUAGUAAUCCACCUUGGUGGAAUAAUUUCAGAGGGAUACGAAAGAGGAUUCAUAGAAGUUCGGCCAGCUCCAUACAACGUCGUGCUCGAGGAGGACGACACUUACAAAGGAGAAAUAAAGAUAGGAUUCAAAUUUUUCACCAAAGAAGAAAUAGUUCAGAUGGAAGCAAGAGAGUUCAUUGCAGAUGUGAAGCAGGAAAGGAAACCGAUCUAUGGCAAGGUUAUGAACUUGUGGACAAAUGUAUGGUUAAAGUUGUUGUGCCUCUUUGGCCACAAGAAAUUUUCCAGUGGUCGAAAACAACAGUGAACUCAUGAAAUAUUAUGUCGGGUCGAAAACAACAUUUUCAGUUUCUAUUUGGGUUUUCUUCUUCGUAAUAAAAAAGAUGUCCGAUGGAUCAUAUUGCAUUCAAA